AUGCCAUACCUCGCAAAAAAAAUGAGCAACAAUAUCCUCAUCCUCGGCGCUACCAGAGGCCUGGGCGCUUCUCUACGAAAGCUCUACGCUACCAACCCAUCCACCAAAACCGUCUUCGCAACCGCACGCGGAAACUCUCCUCCAGAAAGCAACGAAUCCCACACCACAUGGCUCACAAACAUCGACGUUUCCCAACCUGACGUCGGCCAGAAACUCACCUCGCAACUCCCAUCUUCCACCGAGAUCUCGACAGCCAUUAUCUCAGCAGGCUACUUUGGCUUCGAAUCGUUCGAUAACCCCGAUUGGGAGAAGCAAGUGAAAAUGUACACCACGUCCGCGAUCGGUCCGGUAUUCGUGGUGCAGAACCUCGUGAAAGCUGGCUUUUUGAGUGAAGGGAGUAAGGUGAUUCUUGUGAGCAGUGAGAGUGGGAGUAUUAAGCUGCGGCAUGAGAAAGAAGGUGGAGGUAAUUAUGGGCAUCAUGCUAGUAAGAGUGCGCUGAACAUGGUGGGGAAGCUCCUUAGUUUGGAUUUGAAGGAUAAGGGCAUUGCGGUGGGUUUGGUGCAUCCUGGGUUUAUGAGGACGGAGAUGACCAAGAGUGUUGGGUUUGAUAAAUUCUGGGAUGCUGGGGGUGCUGUGACUCCGGAUCAAUCAGCCGAGUCACUCGCAUCGUUCAUUGAGGAUUUCGAUAUCAGCAAGACCGGACAAUAUUGGGCACCACGGGGUCCAGGUGACAUUGGCACCGCGGACGCUGUACUUGGAAGCGACUUGCCCACGCCGUUGCAAUUGCCUUGGUAA
Molecule: messenger RNA, 795 nt
Organism: Aspergillus chevalieri
Lineage: Eukaryota; Fungi; Ascomycota; Eurotiomycetes; Eurotiales; Aspergillaceae
Product: oxidoreductase, short chain dehydrogenase/reductase family superfamily
Exons: 3
Coding region: 1-795 (264 amino acids)
Molecular function (GO): oxidoreductase activity, acting on the CH-OH group of donors, NAD or NADP as acceptor
Source: RefSeq, a predicted model, not a curated record